Strongylus vulgaris is the source of this 369-nucleotide messenger RNA. The record is from the annotation of a GenBank genome assembly. Lineage: Eukaryota; Metazoa; Nematoda; Chromadorea; Rhabditida; Strongylidae.
AUGUCAGAACAUCUAUCCGAUGCACAAUGGAAGCCUGAGCCUCUCAUCGUUGCAGGAGAAAAUGUCAGAAUUUGCCAGAUUGCUGCCGCUCCGCAUGCAGCAUUUGCUUUGGAUUCGUUUGGAGCUGUUCAUCUCUUCUUGUUAUCUUCACACCUAACAAUUCGACAGAAAGUGGAAGUUUACUCAAAUCAGCGAUGGUAUCCAAUGAUUGGUUGGUCGUCUCGAACGUUGCCCACGGAUCGAGCUUCAUUCAGCAAUGAGGAUGGAACAAAAUCUGGGGAGAUGACUGGGUUCCAUUUAAAAUCUGAAGGCUGGCGAUGGGAAGAACCUUGGAUCAUUGACGUUGAUGUGCGCAAGCACGACAAAGAG